Molecule: messenger RNA, 2582 nt
Organism: Glycine soja
Lineage: Eukaryota; Viridiplantae; Streptophyta; Magnoliopsida; Fabales; Fabaceae
Product: P-loop NTPase domain-containing protein LPA1 homolog 1-like
Exons: 8
Coding region: 232-2346 (704 amino acids)
Source: RefSeq, a predicted model, not a curated record
GAGAGAGAGAGAGAGAGAGAGAGAUGGUGUCGUGAAAAAAAAUAAAAAGGGAGGUGAGAGAGUGAAUUAGACAAACCAAACCAAAGCGGAAUGCCGCACCCUUCAAUAAUCCAUUCUUCAAACAAUGGCUGAGGAACAUCCUCGCCCUAGGCUUCUUCUUCUUCUUCCUUUUCUCGAUCUUCUUCAAUAAUCUUCUUUGCAGCAUUGUCGUCGUUGUUGCGGUUGCGUGCGAUGGGCGAGGUGGGGAAGAUACUUUACAUAGUGGUGGUCGAUGACUCCGAGAGGAAAGAGUCCUUCCGCUACUCGCGUCCCGUUCUGCAGAGCACGCUCCAGCUCAUGGGUUGCAAAGCGCGUCACGCCUUCAAGAUCAGCCAAAGAGUGUUUGAACUCACAAGGAAAGAGAAUUCUACUGAUGUUUUGAAGCCGGAAGUAGAGGCCCUAUCAGAUUUUGAUGUUUUCAAGAGGAAUUUUGUAAAGAGAGAUGGUAAAAGUGUACCAUUUGAGUUGUACAAAAGGCGCACAUCUGCAUUUGUUCGGAGAGAAAUUUUUCUAGAUAUUGCCUGUGAUGCUCUGGCAGAGUACAAGUAUGUGGGUCCUAACCAGAGAGCAGACUUGGUAUUAGCCUGCAGGAUCCGGGAAAGGAAAGAGUCUGUGACAGUGUUAUUGUGUGGCACUAGUGGCUGUGGCAAAUCCACUUUGUCUGCAUUGCUGGGAAGUAGGUUAGGAAUCACGACAGUGGUAUCAACCGAUUCUAUUCGGCACAUGAUGAGAAGUUUUGCUAAUGAGAAAGAAAAUCCCUUGUUGUGGGCUUCUACAUACCAUGCAGGGGAGUGUUUGGACCCUGUUGCUGUUGCAGAAGCAAAGGCUAGAAGGAAAGCAAAAAAGCUGGCUGGUGUGUCACAUUUAGUUUCCAAGGAAGACGUAACUGAGGGUCACAAUUCUAGCAAAUCUGAUAUUAGGACGUUGGAGACGAGCUCUGGUCCUACUGAACUGCUAAGUCCAAAACAAAUGGCUAUCGAAGGAUUCAAGGCACAGAGUGAGAUGGUGAUUGACAGUCUUGAUAGGCUAAUCACUGCAUGGGAAGAACGAAAAGAGUCUGUUGUUGUGGAGGGUGUUCACUUGAGCCUCAACUUUGUUAUGGGGCUCAUGAAGAAACAUCCUUCAAUUAUACCAUUCAUGAUACACAUUACAAAUGAGGAUAAGCACUUGGAAAGAUUUGCUGUACGUGCGAAGUAUAUGACACUAGACCCAGCUAAAAACAAGUAUGUGAAGUAUAUCAGAAACAUCAGAACAAUCCAGGAGUAUCUCUGCAAGCGUGCUGAAAAGCAUUUAGUUCCCAAAAUAAACAAUACCAAUGUUGACAAGAGUGUAGCAGCCAUUCAUGCAACUGUCUUCAGCUGUCUUCGAAGGCGUGAGGUUGGGGAACAACUAUAUGAUCCUGUUAGAAAUACUGUGACAGUUGUUUAUGAGGAAUAUAGAAAUCAAUGUGCAGCCAAUUCUUUGAGCUCAAAAGGAAUGUUUCAACUGAUCCAAAGAAAAGGUUCUUCAAGGAAUCUGAUGGCUCUUGUUAAUACUGAUGGGUCUGUGGCAAAGGCCUGGCCUGUUAAUUUAGUUGACUGUAAUGGGAAGCCUGUAUGGUGCCAUGGACCAGAGAAUGGAGUUGGACAUCCAAUGUAUGGUCCCUUAAGAAUUGGCAAGGCAGAACCUAUAAAUCUUCAGUUUGGUUUUUAUGGGAUCAGUGCAUGGCCAAGUGAUGGUGGCACUAGUCGUGCUGGAAGUGUUGACGAGUCUAGAGCCGAUGGAACUGAUACAGGUAGUAGAUAUGUAUCCUCUUGCUGUAGCUCACCAAGGAUGUCGGAUGUUGCCGCAAAGGAGCUCAAGGAAGACUUCUCAGUGCAUGGUAGUGAUGAAGAGAUUGACGAUCAACCGGAGGUGGGCAGUGAUGAGGAUUUCAGUGAUGAUGGCGACAAACAUGCCCUUGAAGAGGUAGGAUCAGUUGACGAGGAAUCGACAAAAUCCGAUGAAGAGUACGAUGAUCUUGCGAUGCAAGACGUGCUGGAAAAUGGGUAUUGGUCAGAUGAUGAAGAGUAUAGGAUCAGGGUUGAUGGUGUUACCGGUGAACUAGGAAGUAAAAUGCAUGGGGGGUACAAGUAUCGUCGAAACCUGGAUCUUUUCCUUAGAAGUAGAAGCGAGUUGGCAGAGCCACUAUUUUCUUAUUCUUCUUUGCUCGUGGAAAAGAAUGAGAGGAAAGCCAAAUUAAGAACACGUUCUCUUAGUAUUCCUGCAUUGGGAAAGCAUCGUUCAGCAGUGAAUGAUCCCAUCCUUUCUGGUGCUCCUCACAGGUAGCACUACUUACUUUCCCUCUUCAACAAAACUCGUAAUGAUCAGUUGUUUUUGGUGUUUUUUUGAUUUACUAUAGCUUACGAUGUCCCAUGUGUAUAUAGUAGAGCGUCCAAAACCUUCCUCGUCUUGUAGUUAUUUCGUUGCUUGAUAUGGAUGAAUCAAUGUUUUGACAUUUUUUAAAAACAUUUUUCUAAAGAUGUAUAUAAAGAAUGCAACAUCGCCCUUAUCUCUUGAAUCCA